AAAGCAAAGUCCCCUCAUCACCCAACCCAAAGGCCAAAGUGCGACGACAGUUCUUCCUCGCUCGCUAUUCACCCAGUUCCAAGCCGCCUCCUCCUCAGUCUUUUCCACCACUGCCGUCUGCCAUCCUCCUUCGCAGCAGCCACCUUCAGCCUCCGCUACUUAAGCAGUAGUACUAGCUCCAGUACCAUCAGCAGCAGCCGCAGGCCAUCCCGAUCCACUACCCGUGAGUCAUGGUCGAGAGAAUUUUUAAAGACGAAGCUACCGAGGAAAAGGGAGAGCGUGCCAGACUGGCAUCGCUUAUUGGUGGGAUGGCAAUUGCUGACUUGGUCAAGACAACUUUGGGUCCAAAAGGGAUGGAUAAAAUUUUACAAUCUACUGGCAGAGGUCGUGAAGUCACAGUCACUAAUGAUGGGGCCACCAUCUUGAAGUCCCUUCACAUUGACAAUCCAGCUGCUAAAAUCCUUGUUGACAUCUCGAAAGUUCAAGAUGAUGAGGUUGGUGAUGGGACAACUUCUGUUGUUGUUUUGGCGGGGGAACUUCUAAGGGAGGCAGAAAAGCUUUUAGCAUCGAAGAUUCAUCCAAUGACAAUAAUAGCAGGUUUCCGAAUGGCAGCAGAAUGUGCUCGUAAUGCUUUGCUGCAAAAGGUUGUGGAUAACAAAGAGAAUGAAGAGAAAUUCAAGUUGGACUUGAUGAAGAUUGCAAUGACUACUUUGAGUUCCAAGAUUCUAUCACAGGAUAAGGAAUAUUUUGCAAAACUGGCUGUUGAUGCUGUUAUGAGAUUGAAGGGAAGCACAAACUUAGAGUCCAUUCAGAUUAUCAAGAAGCCUGGAGGAUCGCUGAAGGAUUCUUUCUUAGAUGAAGGAUUUAUUCUUGACAAGAAAAUUGGUGUUGGGCAACCAAAGCGCAUAGAGAAUGCAAAGAUUUUGGUGGCAAAUACUGCAAUGGACACUGACAAAGUGAAAAUCUAUGGGGCACGCGUUCGUGUUGAUUCAAUGUCUAGGGUUGCUGAAAUUGAAGCUGCUGAGAAGGAAAAGAUGAAAGAGAAGGUGGAUAAGAUAAUAGCCCAUGGGAUUAAUUGCUUUGUUAACAGGCAAUUGAUUUACAAUUUCCCUGAAGAACUCUUUGCUAAUGCUGGAAUACUUGCAAUUGAGCAUGCUGAUUUUGACGGAAUUGAACGGCUGGCUUUAGUGACUGGUGGUGAAAUUGCAUCAACAUUUGACAAUCCUGAGUCAGUUAAGCUUGGUCACUGCAAGCUCAUUGAGGAAAUUAUGAUUGGUGAGGAUAAGUUGAUUCACUUUUCAGGUGUUGAAAUGGGUCAGGCAUGUACAAUUGUACUGAGAGGUGCAAGCCGUCAUGUGCUUGAUGAGGCAGAAAGGUCCCUGCAUGAUGCCUUAUGCGUGCUGUCUCAGACUGUCAAUGACAGCAGGGUUUUGCUUGGAGGUGGAUGGCCUGAGAUGGUGAUGGCAAAGGAAGUCGAUGAAUUGGCCCGAAUAACUCCUGGGAAGAAAUCCCAUGCUAUUGAAGCUUUCUCAAGGGCACUCAUAGCAAUUCCAACUAUCAUAGCGGACAAUGCUGGUUUGGACAGUGCGGAAUUGGUAGCCCAGCUCCGUGCAGAGCAUCACAAGGAGGGGUGCACUGCAGGAAUUGAUGUCAUCUCUGGAUCUAUAGGAGAUAUGGUUGAGCGUGGGAUUUCCGAAGCAUUCAAAGUUAAGCAGGCCGUACUGCUCUCUGCAACUGAAGCUGCAGAGAUGAUUCUCAGGGUGGAUGAAAUCAUCACUUGUGCCCCACGUAAGAGAGAGGAUAGAAUGUGAAAUUAGGUGGGCCCCUUUUGCUGCACAAGGAUAUCUGUUGUAAUGCCAACCUGUUCUCCUGAAACUUGCCGGACUCUUAAGUUUUGCAAUGGAUGUUAGCUGUUGAACUGUAGGCCAACGUUUUUUUAUGUAUUAAAUUUCAAUUUAGUAGCAACCAGUUCCGAGUGUGAAUGAAGAUGGGGAUUAUCCAAUU
Messenger RNA from Populus euphratica (Euphrates poplar), 2004 nucleotides. Its product is annotated as T-complex protein 1 subunit beta-like. Gene Ontology annotation, cellular component: cytosol; chaperonin-containing T-complex. Gene Ontology annotation, biological process: protein folding. The coding region runs from base 231 to 1811 and encodes 526 amino acids. Gene Ontology annotation, molecular function: ATP hydrolysis activity; ATP-dependent protein folding chaperone; ATP binding. The record is from RefSeq and is a predicted model, not a curated record. The transcript is spliced from 11 exons. Lineage: Eukaryota; Viridiplantae; Streptophyta; Magnoliopsida; Malpighiales; Salicaceae.